This is a messenger RNA of Megalops cyprinoides (Indo-Pacific tarpon), 1149 nucleotides long. RefSeq names its product inka box actin regulator 1a (gene inka1a). The transcript is spliced from 3 exons. The coding region runs from base 109 to 1035 and encodes 308 amino acids. NCBI's taxonomy places the organism in Eukaryota, Metazoa, Chordata, Actinopteri, Elopiformes, Megalopidae. Gene Ontology annotation, cellular component: nucleus. The record is from RefSeq and is a predicted model, not a curated record. Gene Ontology annotation, molecular function: protein kinase binding; protein serine/threonine kinase inhibitor activity.
AACACGAACAAUCAGCACAACGUUACGGAUUACUCGUUUUCACCAGGAAACUGCACUGGUACCAAAUGACAACUGUUCUAUCGGUGACUGCCAUAUACUGAAGAAGACAUGCUGUGCCUGCGGGAGUCUGGGGACUGCCUGAGGGAGCAGAUGGAGUAUAUGAUGAGGUCCCUGCAGGAUCUAAAGCAGAUGAGGAGGACCUGUGUGGCCGCCAGUCACCCUUCCGCAGUGGCGCGAGCAUGCCAGCAGAGGGCGCUGCAGCGAGAGCGGCGGACACGCCUGCGGAUGUCGGACGCCAGUGAGUCCAGCACGUACGACUCGGCCUGCUGCCUGAGCAGCCCUGUGGAGGAGGAGGGGGAUGCGGGGGGAAGCCGGCUGGGGUUGGCAUCCCCCAGCAGCGAAAAGAGUCUGGAGUUUGACUCGGGGUACUCUGAGGCCUCCUGGCAGGACGAGGGGGUGGUGCUGCGUCGUACCAGGAACGUCCGGGUGUCCUCCAGCGCCUGCCUGCGCACCAACCGGGCCCCCAGCGGCCGGGUCCGCCCAAAAUCCACCUCGGACGCUUGCCUGGAGCGCUGGACCUCCUUCGAGGCCAGCGACCCCGAGGACUGGACCACGUCUCUGCUGACCCGUGGGCGGAACCGGCAGCCACUGGUGUUGGGAGACAACAGCUUCGCCGACCUCAUCGAGAACUGGAUGGACUUACCGGACUGCCCCGAUGCAGCCCCCAAGCUCAAGCCCAACCCAGGCCGCCGGCUUGCCAAGGACUUCCUGGUCAACAUGCGGCGGAAACUGGCGGGAAUGUCGAGGAACUCAGAGGGGCGGGGGAAGUCAGUGGACUCCUCUCAGGGCAAAAGGACUGCUGCAGCCCCCAAGCGCCUCUCCUGCCCUGUGGGCUUCCAGGCGCGGAUGCCCUUCUUUCACAAGUCCCACACAGGCCUGCACGAGCUGGGCACGGACUUCUACCAGUUCACCGCCCUCAUGAAGACAGGUAGCCGACAGCCAAUCAUUUGCAACGACAUCAUUGGGUACAUCUGAGUGCUGUCGUGGCAAUAGACUUUUUACUCACUCUCACAUGGACACCUCUUCCCAAAAUGUGACUUUCUUAUUAUUUUUAUUUGAGAAAUGUCUUGCCAAUAAUAACGUUGUAUU